AUGUGUAAAUACUCGAUCAUUCAAAUCACAUCCAAGAACCGGCGAAAGCCAAUUCUUCGCCUCGUAUUAUUUACGCUACUUCCAGCGAGUUGCAUCGACUUUGGACGAGUCGACGCGUUUCUGGUUGUCGGGCAGGUACCCGUUGUCUCAAUGGUCCGAACUCCAUCAUCUGCUUGGGAUUUUUCGAAUUUCGCGAGACAAGAACGGAGGUCAUUGGACUAUGAGCAACUGCCAACUUUACAUGUUGCCAGCAACGAGAGUAAAAACGACUUUAACGUGACUACCACAAAGGAGCGUGCUGCGAAAAUGGACAAUUUCGUCACAAACGAGGACGAAAGGAAGCGCGACAAAGUAGACACCCGAAUCAAACGACAAGCGAUAGACAGAGUAUGGAUUGCGGAUCGAAGCUUGUGGACUGCCGACGUGUUGGGCAUGGCUGUGGCUUGUCAACUUUUAGGAUUGGUGGAUGCCGUCACGGCGCAGGAUUUUGUCACCAACGGAGGUUGGUUUCAGCCGAUCACGGUCCAAUCCUCCACUACUACACUCCCCACGUUAGUUCAGCGCUUUUCCGUCAAUACAGUUGUCUGGACCAUGGCAGCUACUGUCCUACCAUUGCUACCAACGGCAGCAUCCGGGACGAGACCGGAAUACUACGGUGAAAUGAUGCUACAGGAAAGUCUUUGGAAUACAAGGAAAAUAUUUGUUCUCGUACUGGUAGUUUUUGUGCUGCUACGGGUCACUCUCGACGUUGGAGUGGUGGCAUUCUUGAUGGUGACCGGUACCGCUCACGACCUGCCAAGCGAACUGCAACUGAGGAUGCUCGAAACCUUACGUGAGUGCUAUUUCGUCGGUUUGGCCAUGGCCACAACUCGGUCUGCUAUGCAUGAACUCUAUUCGACCAGGCGAUGA
Phaeodactylum tricornutum CCAP 1055/1 is the source of this 909-nucleotide messenger RNA. RefSeq lists its product with no specific name. The coding region runs from base 1 to 909 and encodes 302 amino acids. Lineage: Eukaryota; Bacillariophyta; Bacillariophyceae; Surirellales; Neidiaceae. The record is from RefSeq and is a predicted model, not a curated record. The transcript has a single exon.